CUCCUAGGGAGUACAACACCUUGACGUUGGUGGAGGGGCUUGCGUCCUCCUGAGACCCAGAGAGCUAUGCCGGCGGUAGUGUAACUACCAGCAGGGCCACCCAAGCCGGACAGGUCGAAGGGUAGGAGGCAGACAAAGAAGUACUCCAAAGAAGGCGUCGUUGGGCUAAUCCCCCACACGCUGGAUAAGCUCGGAUUCAAAGUACAUUAAAUAGCCUCGGACGGGACCGGAAUUUAAGGAAUAAGAAAUUGGACAAGACACUUGACUUACGAUUUGGGAAUUGGAAUGUGCGCACUUUGACCGGAAAAGAAGUUGAAAUAGUGGAGGAGAUGAAAAAAUAUAAAAUGAGUGUAUUAGGAAUAAGUGAGAUUCGGAAACGAGGGAUUGGAGAGAGACAGCUAGAUGAUGGAUAUGUGCUCAGAUAUUCAGGAACAACUGAUGCGGGUCGAUUGAAAGGAGGAGUUGGUAUCAUAGUUGAUGAAAAUACAAAUAAUUUGAUAAGUGGAUGGAAUGCCAAAAGUCCCAGGAUUAUGCGAAUAGACCUUGAACUUUCAAUAAAAAUUUCUAUUAUACAGGUGUAUGGGCCAACCGAAGAUACAGAUGUUAUUGGAAAGGAUGAAUUCUGGGAAGAUCUACAAAGAGCUGUAUCAGAAGUGGAGACAGGUAGAAAAGUUUUUCUAAUGGGUGAUUUCAAUGGAAGGAUUGGGAAUGAGGAUGAACAGUGGCAUGGGUGUAUGGGAAAACAUGCAGGUGAAUCAGUGCUGAAUGAUAAUGGUAGGCGGCUAUUGGAAUUCUGUAUAGAUAACCAGUUGUUGAUCGGAAAUACAUGGUUCAUUCACAAGACCAUCCAUAAAAUAACUUUUGUCGCUGAAGGAAGAGACACCCAAAGUAUCAUUGACUACUUUCUAUACCCUUCUACCUUGAGAUAUGCGGUCAAAGAUGUGAAAGUCAUAAGGGGUGCAGAGAUUGACUCAGACCAUAAACUUCUUGUUGCUGACACUAGAUUCCAAAGAAUAGCCACGAUCAGACAAAGGAAAUAUGAGAGGAUCAAGAGUGAGGAAUUGCAAAAUAGGGACAAACAGAAUGAAUUUCAAACUGAAGUAGAGAAGGAAUUAGCUGAAAUUGAAACUCAAGUAGAAGAAGAGAACAGAAUAAAUAAUAUUGAGUUUCAAUGGAAAAGUAUCAAAGAAACAUUAUUGAAAGCAGCAAAUAAAGUUUGUGGCCAAAGAAAAGUGGGGCAAUUCAAAAGAAGGACGAAAUGGUGGUCAGAGGAAGUUAAACAGAAGGUCAAGGACAAAAAGAAGGCUUUCCGAAGAUACACUGGGUCUGGAAGAAAUGAAGAUUGGCUGAAAUACAUAGAGUGCAGGAAUCAAGCAAAGAGGGCUGUCAAAGAUUCAAAGAAGAAGGCAUGGGAGGAGUUUGGGAAAGAAAUAGAUGAAAACUAUAGAAAUAAUGUGAAAAAUUUUUGGACAGUUUGCAAAAGUCUGCGAGGAAAGUUUGGAAAGCAGGCAAGGUCUAUUAAGAAUAAGGAAGGUCAGCUGGUGACAACCACUCAAGAUGUGCUUGAAACAUGGAGAAGAUUUUUUGAAGACAAGUUCAAUGAAGAUAGGGUGGUGCAAGAAGUGAAUUUGGAGUUGGAUGACAAUGCUCAUGAAGUACAUCAGAUGGAUGCUGGAAUAACAAAGGAUGAGGUGAGGGAGGCUGUUCAAAGGUUAAAGAAUGGGAAAGCAGCAGGAAUUGAUAAUAUUCAAGCUGAAUAUUUGAAGAAAGGGGGUGAAUGUCUCUUAGAUAGACUCACUGAGUUAUUGCAGCAGGUUUGGGAACAAGGUACAAUUCCAAAAGAAUGGGAACAAAAUAUUAUAGUUCCACUCCACAAAAAAGGAAAUACCACUGAUUGUGAAAACUACCGAGCAGUUUGCUUAUCUUCAGUGGUAUGUAAAGUGUACACUCGAAUAUUAGAGAAAAGACUGCGAAGUGUGGUGGAAGAACAGCUAGAGGAGGAACAGUGUGCAUUUAGGCCUGGCAGGCAGACGCAAGACCACAUCUUCUCAAUAAGAUCGAUCUGCUCAAAAUCUAUUGAAAAAGGCAAGCAAGUAUAUCUGGCGUUCCUGGACCUGAGAGCCGCAUUUGAUACAGUAUCAAAAGAAGCCUUAUGGGAGACAUUGGCUGCUAAGAAUGUGCCACAAAAAUUACAGCGUGCUAUUAAAAGUGUCUUCAAUAAUGUCACUGCAGUGGUUAGAACGUGUGGACAGAUAUCAGGACCUCUGCAAAUGAGAAGGGGGAUAAAACAGGGGGACAGCUUGAGUCCACUAUUAUUCACCAUGGUAAUGGAUGAAAUCCAUAAAAUCUGCAAACGAAGAACGGGGAGAAUGACAGUCGGACACUGGAAUUUAAGGCCCAUUUUCGCUCAAGCUCUACUGUUCGCGGACGAUAUAGUUCUGAUUGCUGACUCGGAAAGGAAACUAAAAGCAGCUGUAAUCGAAUGGAAUGAAGAGAUCAAGAGAAAAGGUAUGGAACUGAAUAUCAAUAAGAGCAAGGUGAUGGUGGUGAAUGGAACUGAAGGUGAGAGAGUGAUAAUAGAAGUGGAGGGGCGGCAGAUGGAACAAGUAAAAUCAUACGAGUACCUUGGCACCAUUAUAAAUGAAGAUGGAAAACUGGAUGAAGAACUGAGAAACAGAAUCAACAAGGCUAGCCGGGCUUACUAUGGUACCAAAGACUGUAUUUUCGGGAAAAAAGAAGUGGGUACUAUGGUGAAGAAUAGGGUCUAUAAAAGUAUAAUAGAGCCUAUAGUUCUGUAUGCGGUGGAAAGUUGGCCCAUGAAGACACAGCAUAUGAGUAGAGUAAGGGCAGUGGCAAUGAAGUGCCAUAGAAGAACGGCUGGGAGGACGUUGAGAGACAGAGUAAGGAGUGACCGCAUCAGGGAGGAAAUUGGAAUGAAAGAUGUAAAAGAAGUUAUCGACAGAAAGCAAUUAGGAUAUUGGGGUCACGUACAGAGGAUGGACGAUGAGAGGAAAGUGAAACAGUACGCAAAUGUGGUUGUAGGAGGCAGACGGAAGAGAGGACGUCCCCGGUACUCGUAUGAUGAACACAUUAGAAGAUUGGGAGAGGAGAGAGGGAAGACUGUGGGGCAGAUGAGGAGGCUGGCUGCGGAUCGCGACACCUGGAGGCGGUUGUCCGAGGCUACCCCGACGCUGUGAGGCACACCGGGGCAGAGAGAAAGAAGAAGAAGAAU
Molecule: messenger RNA, 3232 nt
Organism: Nilaparvata lugens (brown planthopper)
Lineage: Eukaryota; Metazoa; Arthropoda; Insecta; Hemiptera; Delphacidae
Exons: 2
Coding region: 330-3197 (955 amino acids)
Source: RefSeq, a predicted model, not a curated record